AUGCCUCCAGAGUUUCACAAGAAGUACUUUCCUAUGGUGACUGAAAAGGAGUUAGAGAACUAUAGGGAUACCAGUUGCACCAAGCUAAACAAAAAGAUGCCAGGGGUUUCUCCCACUAAAGAAGCCCCUCGACAUCUUCGACUUCUUUAUCAGGAAUUGCUCCCACAUAACCUUGACCCUCGUUAUCGCGAUUGCCUUCGUGAAAGACUGGAGCGUCGUGAAAUGAUGCUUCGUCGGCGUCAUCUGCACAUACCCGAAUUCUAUGUCGGUAAUUGUUAG
Molecule: messenger RNA, 279 nt
Organism: Hydatigera taeniaeformis
Lineage: Eukaryota; Metazoa; Platyhelminthes; Cestoda; Cyclophyllidea; Taeniidae
Source: the annotation of a GenBank genome assembly